Molecule: messenger RNA, 2375 nt
Organism: Arabidopsis thaliana (thale cress)
Lineage: Eukaryota; Viridiplantae; Streptophyta; Magnoliopsida; Brassicales; Brassicaceae
Product: ENTH/ANTH/VHS superfamily protein
Exons: 16
Coding region: 433-2067 (544 amino acids)
Biological process (GO): clathrin-dependent endocytosis; clathrin coat assembly
Cellular component (GO): clathrin-coated pit; clathrin-coated vesicle; Golgi apparatus
Molecular function (GO): phospholipid binding; clathrin binding; 1-phosphatidylinositol binding
Source: RefSeq, marked reviewed
ACCAAAUCACGUUAGCUCUUAGCUCAUUUUCGCUAACAAAGACUUUGUUCCCUUUUUCCUCCAACGUACAUAUCAGAAAGACUCUGACUUUAUACCUCUCUCCUUCUUCUUCUUCUUCUUCGUCUUCUCUCUCUUAUGUCCUUGUCCAAUUUCCAAAUCCUUUGUUGUUGAAUUUUGUCUUCUUUCUUCCUGAGAUUUCCCUUCUUGUCUUCAAGAAACCUUGAUCAGGGCUUAUGGGUAUUGAUCAAACAAUGAAAAGUUUGUGUUUUUGGGUAGAUUUUGAUGUUUAUGUUCUUAGCUGACAUAAGGGUUUUGUGAUUCAAGAGAAAAGUUUUCAUCUUUAGGUUUUGUUGAUGAGUUUGUGAAAGUCGAAGACUGUUUACAAGGUUAAAUAUUUUCAGGGUUUCUAUUGUUUAAGGAGGGAGAAACGAAAUGUCAGGUGGUGGUGGAUCACAGAGUAGUUUAAGGAGGUAUCUUGGAGCUAUUAAAGAUACCACCACAGUUUCAUUAGCUAAGGUCAAUAGUGAUUACAAGGAAUUGGAUAUUGCUAUUGUGAAGGCUACUAAUCAUGUGGAACGUCCUUCUAAAGAAAGAUACAUCAGAGCUAUUUUUAUGGCUAUUUCAGCAACAAGGCCUCGUGCAGAUGUGGCUUAUUGUAUCCAUGCUCUUGCUAGGCGGUUAUCAAGAACACAUAACUGGGCGGUUGCACUGAAAACUCUUAUUGUUAUUCACCGUGCCUUGAGAGAAGUGGACCAGACAUUUCAUGAAGAAGUUAUUAAUUAUAGCAGAAGCAGAAGUCAUAUGCUGAAUAUGUCUCAUUUUAAAGAUGAUUCUGGUCCAAAUGCUUGGGCUUAUUCUGCUUGGGUCCGUUUCUAUGCUCUAUUCUUAGAGGAGCGAUUAGAGUGUUUCCGUGUUUUGAAGUACGAUGUUGAGGUUGACCCCCCAAGAACCAAAGAUUUGGACACUCCUGAUUUGCUCGAGCAACUUCCUGCUCUGCAAGAACUUCUUUUCCGUGUUCUUGACUGUCAGCCUGAAGGGGCAGCUGUUCAAAACCACAUUAUCCAAUUGGCACUCUCAAUGGUUAUAUCUGAGAGCACUAAAAUAUAUCAAGCACUGACAGAUGGCAUAGACAAUUUGGUUGAUAAGUUCUUUGAUAUGCAACGGAAUGAUGCUGUGAAGGCUUUGGAUAUGUACAGACGAGCGGUAAAACAGGCAGGGAGGCUUUCUGAAUUUUUCGAAGUUUGCAAAAGUGUUAAUGUUGGACGUGGAGAGAGAUUUAUAAAGAUUGAGCAGCCUCCCACUUCUUUUCUACAAGCAAUGGAAGAGUAUGUGAAAGAAGCACCAUUAGCAGCAGGGGUCAAGAAAGAGCAGGUAGUGGAGAAACUUACUGCUCCCAAAGAGAUUUUGGCCAUAGAGUACGAAAUUCCCCCGAAGGUUGUUGAAGAGAAACCAGCAUCACCUGAACCAGUUAAAGCAGAAGCAGAGAAGCCUGUAGAGAAACAACCUGACCUUCUGUCUAUGGAUGAUCCAGCUCCAAUGGUCUCUGAACUUGAAGAGAAAAAUGCUUUGGCUUUGGCUAUUGUCCCUGUUAGCGUUGAACAGCCACAUUCGACAACUGAUUUUACAAAUGGUAAUUCGACUGGCUGGGAAUUGGCACUUGUGACUGCCCCAAGCUCAAAUGAAGGUGCCGCUGCAGAUAGCAAAUUGGCGGGUGGACUGGACAAGCUCACACUUGACAGCCUAUAUGAGGAUGCAAUCAGAGUGAGUCAACAGCAAAACAGGAGCUAUAAUCCAUGGGAACAAAAUCCAGUUCAUAAUGGUCACAUGAUGCACCAACCUUUCUAUGCAUCUAAUGGAGUCGCAGCUCCUCAACCUUUUCAAAUGGCGAACCAAAAUCAUCAAACAUUCGGGUAUCAGCAUCAGAAUGCAGGAAUGAUGAUGGGACCUGUACAACAACCUUAUCAACAACAGCAGCAGAACAUGAACAAUCCCUUUGGCAACCCAUUUGUAUCCAAUGGUAAUCCGCAACAACCGCAAGGUUACAACCCAUAUCCAAGGUAUAUGUAAGGAAAGGGGUGUGAUAUGAUCUGACAUGAGAAAGCAGGAUAAGAUCCAUAUUCAAGCCAGUCAGGUGGCAGAUGUCUGUUAUAUAUAAAUGUAUACAAGUAUAUGUUGUGAGGUUAUUGUAGCUAGCGAGGUUCUUUUUGUUAAGUAAAUUGUACAUUACGUCAAGUAAAUUGUACAUUACGUCUGUGUCUGUGUGUGGAUGUAUCAGUGAGAGAAAGUUGAGUUUUUGAGGACAUCAUUUGUUGUCAAUUUAAUGCACUUUUAAAAGUUGAAAAGAAGUGAUGAAUAGUACUAACAGUUGAAAAGAA